AUAACUAGGAUUCCGGGUCGGGCGGGCGCGGUAAACCUCAGGGCCUGGCGGGAUGGAGCUGUGCGGCUGGGCCGCUCGGAGCUAGGGACAGGAGACGGCGAUGCUGUUCUAUUCCCUCUUUCUGUUGUGAAUGAGGAGGGAGCCAGGCCCGAGCCCCGAGUGCAGCCAGGCAGAGUGUAAGGGAGGUGCCAUGCCGGGUGGAGGAGCUCCCGUGGCCUCCUGGGGGCCAGAGGAGAUCCGGGUGAGGUUGGCCGCGCUCGGCCUGGAUGCCCCGGUCGAGACUGAGGUACUUGCCGAAGGGGAAACAGAGGAGAGGCCCGGAGAGGAGGAGGCUGACGAUACCGUGGAGGGCGGAGGACUGGCGGCCCAGGCCCUGUACCCUGGGUUGUUGAUGGAGGGAGGGUACCCCGGGGCAGCGGACCAGACCGCCCUGACCAUGCGCAGAAAGAGCGUCAACACCAAUGAGCUGGUCCCGGUGCCCAGCUCUGAGCACGUAGCGGAGAUCGUAGGGAGGCAAGGUUGCAAGAUAAAGGCGCUGAGGGCCAAGACAAACACGUACAUAAAGACGCCGGUCCGCGGGGAGGAGCCCAUUUUUGUCGUCACCGGAAGGAAGGAGGAUGUCGCUAUGGCCAAACGGGAGAUUCUGUCCGCGGCGGAGCACUUCUCCAUGAUCCGAGCGUCCCGCAACAAAAACGGGCCGUCUGCGGCGAGCAUGCAGUGCGCCCCCAACUUACCGGGCCAGACCACGGUGCAGGUGAGGGUCCCGUACAGAGUUGUCGGCCUCGUCGUCGGACCCAAGGGAGCCACCAUUAAAAGGAUACAGCAGCAAACGCAUACGUACAUCGUCACUCCGAGCAGAGACAAGGAGCCCGUGUUCGAGGUGACCGGGAUGCCCGAAAAUGUCGACCGAGCGCGCGAAGAAAUCGAGAUGCACAUAGCCAUGCGCACCGGCAACUACAUCGAGAUAAACGAAGAGAACGAUUUCCAUUACAACGGAACCGACGUGAGCUUUGAGGCCGGGGCCAUCGCCGCUUCUUCUUGGCUCGGCGUGAAUCCCACAGCUCCCAGUCGCAACAGAAUGAUUUCCAACUAUCGCAACGACAGCUCGAGCUCCCUGGGAAGCGGCUCCACGGAUUCGUUUUUCGGUAGUAACAGGCUGGCCGACUUUAGCCCGUCGAGUCCCUUCAAUACAAGCAACUUCUGGUUUGGAGAAACCGCGCCGAGCGCGAAUUCCGAAGAUCCGGCAGACGCGUCUGCCUUCGAUCCGAUUCCGUCGUCCUCCGAAACCAUCUGGGCUCCUUAUGACCCCGUGAGCUCGCUUUCCGGCUACAGGAGCGAGGCGGCCGCGAAGUCUCAGCGCCGGGGAAGUCUGUCUCCUACCUUCCCGGAGGGUCUGGAAUAUCCUCCAGCGAGGAGUAUGAGGAGCGACAUGUCAAGCACAAGCGAGAUCGGGCUUCCUAUCUAUAUCCCGGCUUUCUCCAACGGUACCAACAGCUACUCUUCUUCCAGCGGCGGGUCGACGUCCAGCUCCCCGCCCGAGACGAGGCGGAAGAACGACUGCGUCAUAUGCUUCGAUAACGAAGUCACCGCGGCGUUCGUUCCAUGCGGUCAUAACUUCUUCUGCAUGGAGUGUGCCAACAAGGUGUGCGAGAAUAACGUCCCUCUGUGCCCCGUGUGCCAGACCUCUGUCAAUCAAGCGAUCCAGAUACACUCUUAACUGGACGACACGGCGGUCUUCCCAGGAUCCGCGGGGCUUCGGCUGCCGUCUGUAAAUGAUUUUUGCUGCUGCCGCCUCGUUUAAAUCUGGCUGCUUGUUUAGACUUGGAGGAGAUCGGCUGAUUCGAGAGAUGAUGAUGAUGAUCGGGGGGAGAUCGGUAUUCAGCAAAUUAUGAUUUACAGAGCUCGUUUACAUACCAGUGCAAAAUUAUGUUUACAGAGAUCAAAUUCAAACCAAUUUCAGUUUCAAAGAUGUCACUGCCUUUAUUUUUUUUAUACUCUGCUCUGCGGAAGGCGACUAGAAGGGGAGCGAGAUUUAUUUGGUG
This is a messenger RNA of Spea bombifrons (plains spadefoot toad), 2042 nucleotides long. RefSeq names its product mex-3 RNA binding family member C (gene MEX3C). The transcript is spliced from 2 exons. Gene Ontology annotation, molecular function: RNA binding. Lineage: Eukaryota; Metazoa; Chordata; Amphibia; Anura; Pelobatidae. The coding region runs from base 131 to 1717 and encodes 528 amino acids. The record is from RefSeq and is a predicted model, not a curated record.